AUGGGGCCAUCUACAGUUAGUCUGGUGGUGGAAUGCAGUCAGGGGUCAUCUACAAUCGGUCUGGUAGUGAGAGAAUGCAGUCAGGGGCCAUCUACAAUCGGUCUGGUAGUGACAGAAUACAGUCAGGGGUCAUCUACAGUUAGUCUGGUAGAGAGAGAAUGCAGUCAGGGGCCAUCUACAAUCGGUCUGGUAGUGAGAGAAUACAGUAAAGGGUCAUCUACAGUUAGUCUGGUAGUGAGAGAAUGCAGUCAGGGGCCAUCUACAAUCGGUCUGGUAGAGACAGAAUGCAGUCAGGGGCCAUCUACGAUAGGUCUGGUAGUGAGAGAAUGCAGUCAGAGGCCAUCUACAAUCGGUCUGGUAUUGACAGAAUACAGUCAGUGGUCAUCUACAGUUAGUCUGGUAGUGACAGAAUGCAGUCAGGGCCCAUCUACAAUCGGUCUGGUAGUGAGAGAAUGCAGUCAGGGGCCAUCUACAAUUGAUCUGGUAGUGAGAGAAUGCAGUCAGGGGCCAUCUACGAUAGGUCUGGUAGUGAGAGAAUGCAGUCAGGGGCCACCUACAAUCGGUCUGGUAGUGACAGAAUACAGUCAGGGGUCAUCUACAGUUAGUCUGGUAGAGAGAGAAUGCAGUCAGGGGCCAUCUACAAUCGGCCUGGUAGUGACAGAAUACAGUCAGGGGUCAUCUACAGUUAGUCUGGUAGAGAGAGAAUGCAGUCAGAGGCCAUCUACAAUCGGUCUGGUAGUGACAGAAUACAGUCAGGGGUCAUCUACAGUUAGUCUGGUAGUGAGAGAAUGCAGUCAGGGGCCAUCUACGAUAGGUCUGGUAGUGAGAGAAUGCAGUCAGGGGCCAUCUACAAUCGGUCUGGUAGUGACAGAAUACAGUCAGGGGUCAUCUACAGUUAGUCUGGUAGAGAGAGAAUGCAGUCAGGGGCCAUCUACAAUCGACUAUUUAUGGAUCGGCUAA
Molecule: messenger RNA, 960 nt
Organism: Liolophura sinensis
Lineage: Eukaryota; Metazoa; Mollusca; Polyplacophora; Chitonida; Chitonidae
Product: putative proline-rich protein 21
Exons: 1
Coding region: 1-960 (319 amino acids)
Source: RefSeq, a predicted model, not a curated record